Molecule: messenger RNA, 2821 nt
Organism: Nothoprocta perdicaria
Lineage: Eukaryota; Metazoa; Chordata; Aves; Tinamiformes; Tinamidae
Gene: DHX40
Product: DEAH-box helicase 40
Exons: 17
Coding region: 1-2202 (733 amino acids)
Cellular component (GO): intracellular anatomical structure
Molecular function (GO): ATP hydrolysis activity; RNA binding
Source: RefSeq, a predicted model, not a curated record
AUGGAGGGCCUCGCGCUGCCCAUCGCCCAGUACCGGCGCGUGCUGGUGCAGGCCGUGAGGGAGCGGYCCUUCCUCAUCGUCACCGGCGAGACGGGCAGCGGCAAAAGCACGCAGCUCCCCAAGUACCUCUACGAGGCAGGCCUUGCCAAGCACGGGGCCAUCGGCGUGACGCAGCCGCGGCGCGUGGCCACCCUCUCGGUGGCGCGGCGGGUGGCCGAGGAGAUGGGCUGUGCGCUGGGGAGCGUUGUGGGCUACCAGGUCCGCUUCGACGACUGCAGCUCCGAGGAAACUGCAAUCAAGUACAUGACUGAUGGCUGCUUGUUGAGACAAAUAUUGGCAGAUCCUCUUCUCAACAAGUACAGCAUCAUCAUUUUGGAUGAAGCCCAUGAGCGGAGCCUCAGCACAGAUAUUUUAUUUGGUUUGUUGAAGAAAUUAUUCAUAGAGAAGAAACCACAGGGCAGGAAGGAAGCCAUGAAACUGGUGGUGAUGUCAGCUACCCUGGAGGUAGACAAGCUCUCCGAGUUCUUUGGACACUGUUCAGUCCUGCAUAUUCCAGGAAGAAAUUAUCCGGUCAAGGAGAUAUUUUGCGAUCUGAUUGGCCCCAGAAAUACAGGAAGCUCUGCAUAUGUUACUGAGGCUAUAAAAGUGACAUUGGAUAUACACUUAAAUGAACCAAAAGGGGACAUCUUGGUUUUUCUGACAGGUCAAAUUGAGAUAGAGAAAGCUUGUGACAUACUUUUCCAGAAAGCAGAAAAUAUAGAUUACCGGUAUGAAGUACAAGAUUCUUCUGUUGAAGGCCUGCUUAUCUUGCCACUGUAUGGGUCUAUGUCAACAGAUCAACAGAAAAGAAUAUUUCUGCCAGCUCCUACAGGCAUUAGAAAGUGUGUGGUAUCGACAAACAUUGCUGCAACAUCUCUGACAAUUGAAGGAGUCAGAUACGUGGUAGAUAGUGGAUUUGUGAAGCAGCUGAAUCAUAACCCCCGAGUCGGCUUAGACAUAUUGGAAGUGGUUCCCAUUUCAAAGAGCGAAGCAACGCAGCGAGCUGGCAGAGCUGGCAGGACAUCAUCUGGAAAAAGCUAUCGGCUCUACAGCAGGGAGUUCUGGGAGCAGUGUAUGCCUGACCACACAGUGCCCGAGAUCAAGAGAACCAGCCUGACAGCUGUGAUCCUGACCUUGAAGUGCCUGUCUGUGCACGAUGUCAUCAGAUUUCCCUAUUUGGACUGCCCUGAAGAGCGACUUAUUUUAGAAGCUCUCAAGCAACUUUACCAGUGUGAUGCUAUUGACAGGAGAGGCCACGUGACAAGACUGGGUGAAUUCCUCGUGCAAUUUCCUCUCCCUCCCAACCUGACCUGUGCCGUCAUAAAAGCAGCUUCUUUAGACUGUGAAGAUCUGCUGCUUCCCAUAGCAGCCAUGCUUUCUGUGGAAAAUGUCUUCAUUCGUCCAGGUGAGCCUAAGAGGCAGAAGGAGGCAGAACUCCGACACCAGGAACUUUCCUCACAAGUGGGAGGUUGCAAUGACUUUGCAACCCUCUUAAAUAUCUUUGAACAGUGCAAAUCAAGCAAGUCUCCUUCAGCUUGGUGCCAGAAACACUGGAUCCAUUGGAGAGCUUUAAAGACUGCUUUUAGUGUGGAAACACAACUUCGGGAAAUAAUCAGCAAACUGAAACAGCUUCCAGACUUCCCUAAAGAAAAAUUUGAAGGCUCCAGAACUGAAAUACUAAGAAGAUGUCUGUGUGCAGGGUACUUUAUCAAUGUAGCUAGGAGGUCUGUAGGCAGGACUUUCUGCACAAUGGAUGGACAUGGCAGCAUGGUCUAUAUCCAUCCUUCAUCUACAUUAUACAACCAGGAAACUCAGCUCGAGUGGAUCAUCUUCCAUGAUGUCACAGUGACAUCCAAAAUCUAUGUCCGGACAGUGUGUCCAAUUCGCUACGAAUGGGUCAAAGACUUGUUGCCCAAACUGCAUAAGAUCGAUGCAUAUGAACUGAGCAGCGUGGCACGGGAGGAAGUAACGGAAGAGGAAAUAAGCAAGUGGCAAUUCAGAGAGGACCUUAAAAGACAAUAUGAAAGAGCCACAGAGGACUCGGCAAAGAAGAUGGAGAGAAGGAAUGAUGAAAAAUCAAUCCUGGACGCCCGAGCUCGCUACCUUGAGAGAAAGCAGCAAAGAACACAGGGUUUAAGUGGCUCACUGAAAGAAAUGGGUUAAUACUGAGGGCUGCUCUCCUCCCAGUAUGAGGAAAGACCAUUUAUUGCUGCUUUUCUGGAUCUAUUUGCAUAAUGCAAAAUGAUGUACAGGAGCAAAGGAAAACCUCUGGUUGGUGGUAAGUUUGACUGCCUGGGCACACAAACACGAUCCCUGCUGUAUUCAGCAAGGAGAAGUUACCCAGUCGAGUUUUGUUGCCAUGUGUCAUGGGCAACAACUUACUGACCUCAGACGUAGGUGAAGACGCGGCGCUUGCGGUGGAGUCAAUUUGGUGGCACUUAAUUGGCUUAGAAAGGCCUCAGUGGUUCUGGGUGCCAUUAUCAAUAAAAUUUUCUUUUAAAAAGAAACAGCRAAACAAAAUUUUAAGGGAGUGGAACUGUAUUUUUUUAACCUGUUUGACUAUGUAUAGUUGUGAUUAUGCGGUCUUGGUGUGCUAACUCAGGAAAAUAGGUAGGAAAACCUCUUUUAAUGAUGGAACCAUCAAAACGUCAUUUGCUACAAGCAUUUUUGUUGGCAGACAGUAUUUGUCUUGCUGUGUAUUGUGCUGUACCAUGUACAGUGCUGGUUCUGGGUGAACUCUCUUUGUAUGCAAAGCAUUUUGUAGACAUAUCUUCACAUUCCU